Molecule: messenger RNA, 3795 nt
Organism: Boleophthalmus pectinirostris (great blue-spotted mudskipper)
Lineage: Eukaryota; Metazoa; Chordata; Actinopteri; Gobiiformes; Gobiidae
Gene: gnb1a
Product: guanine nucleotide binding protein (G protein), beta polypeptide 1a
Exons: 11
Coding region: 501-1523 (340 amino acids)
Biological process (GO): G protein-coupled receptor signaling pathway
Cellular component (GO): heterotrimeric G-protein complex; cytoplasm
Molecular function (GO): protein binding; signaling receptor complex adaptor activity
Source: RefSeq, a predicted model, not a curated record
UGUUCGCGGGGCCUGUUUGCGUGCUUGUUUACGUGCUUCUCUCGUGAGAUCUGGCGCCCCCGCACCGCGCCCAUCUCCGCUGUUCCUCCGCUGAGGCUCGAUGGCCGCAGGAAGACGCCGCUGAGCUGGACACAAGGACCGGACAGAAGGACCGCACCGGGGGACGGCUCGCGACGGUGGGAACGACCCAAAGGGAUUUAGACUUUUGUCGGAUUUAGUGUUUUUCUCCGUCUGAGCGUUUGCACGGGACUCCGGCGUGUGUUUGUGGAGGACAGCGCCCAGUCUCUGAGCCGGUGUGUCUCCCCCCCUCGGCGGGUCAAAAACUGGGUGCGGGGAGUUGCCGCUCCUCGGGUCGGACAAAAUUCACCAAAUCUGAGCCCCCAGACGGAGACGAGGCGAUCGGACCCCGCGCACAGUCAAUGUGAGAGAAGCACGGAGGCCACCGACUGAACGCGGAUCAGCAGAGUCUAGGUGGAGGAGAGCAGCUUUAGAAGAGGAAAAUGAGUGAACUGGACCAGCUGCGCCAGGAGGCCGAGCAGCUCAAGAACCAGAUCCGAGAUGCCAGGAAAGCGUGUGCAGAUGCCACUCUGUCUCAAAUCACGGCCAACAUCGACCCCGUGGGCCGGAUCCAGAUGCGCACCAGACGGACGUUGAGGGGCCACCUGGCCAAGAUCUACGCCAUGCACUGGGGCACAGACUCCAGGCUUUUGGUCAGUGCCUCUCAGGACGGCAAGCUCAUCAUCUGGGACAGCUACACCACAAACAAGGUCCACGCCAUCCCCCUGCGCUCCUCUUGGGUGAUGACCUGCGCCUACGCCCCCUCUGGGAACUACGUGGCCUGUGGAGGUCUGGACAACAUCUGCUCCAUCUACAACCUCAAGACCCGCGAAGGCAACGUGCGCGUGAGCCGCGAGCUCGCCGGGCACACAGGUUACCUGUCCUGCUGUCGCUUUCUGGACGACAACCAGAUCGUCACGAGCUCUGGAGACACCACCUGUGCUCUGUGGGACAUCGAGACGGGGCAGCAGACCACCACGUUCGCUGGUCACACCGGGGACGUGAUGAGUCUGUCUCUGGCCCCGGACACUCGGCUCUUCGUGUCCGGAGCCUGUGACGCCUCCGCCAAACUCUGGGACAUCAGAGAAGGGAUGUGCCGGCAGACGUUCACCGGGCACGAGUCCGACAUCAACGCCAUCUGUUUCUUCCCCAACGGAAACGCCUUCGCCACCGGCUCCGACGACGCCACGUGCCGGCUGUUUGACCUCCGCGCCGACCAGGAGCUCAUGGUCUAUUCCCACGACAACAUCAUCUGUGGCAUCACCUCUGUGGCGUUCUCCAAGAGCGGGCGCCUCCUGCUGGCCGGAUACGACGACUUCAACUGCAACGUGUGGGACACUCUGAAGGCCGACCGCGCAGGGGUGCUGGCGGGCCACGAUAACCGGGUGAGCUGUUUGGGGGUGACUGAUGACGGCAUGGCAGUGGCUACAGGGUCCUGGGACAGCUUCCUCAAGAUCUGGAACUAGAGUCCAAAGGAAAACCUCUGGACUCUUGAGUGGAAGACCAUUCCAACUUCACAAUGUAAAAUUUUCUGGCAUAUCCGAUCUUUUCCACCCACCUCCACCACCGCCACCGCCACCGCCAUACUGACUCCAGCCAUCCCACAAACUUAUCAAAGGGCAAAUCUCUCCUCCUCCUCCUCCUUUAUUUAAAAAGAGCACAACGUGGUCGCCCCUCCGAAGGAAAAGGAACGGCUCCGACGAUUGGCCGGCGAACUCAGCAAGCCCCGCCCCCUCCCUCCUCCCUGUCUGUCCGUCCCUCCUUUUCUCUUUCCCGCCGCCUCCUCCCUCCAUCCCUCUCUCCUCCUCGUCGUUCUUUUUCCCGCUGAGCGACCGCCGGGACCGACCGGGAUCGAGAGUUCGCCCUAGUUUUAGCGUGACCCCCUUUGACGUUUUUUCCGAAUCGCCCACGCCCGUCUGUACGCGCGCCCACGUUUUUUUUUUUUUUUAUAUUUGUUUUUCUACCUUUUCUUCCCCCGUGUCGUCAUGUCUUAGUUUGCACAAGCGGAAAAAAAAACAAAAAAACAACACACAUAUUAGAGUAACGUCGACUAACGAAGCACACGCCGUCUAUAACGAAAUAAUGAAUGCUCUUUUUUUUUUUUUUUUUGACAAGGCGCCCACACAUAGCAGAUUAUGGAGCCUGGCCCUUCCCUCUUUUUUCCCUCUUUUUCCGACUCCCUCUUUGCCCCGAUUCCCGCAGCGAAGAGAGCAAAUGGAACCCAGGACCCUCCCCUUUCCGCUCUUCCCGUCGGCGCCCGCGUUCACUACUUUUACACGCACGAAAAAAUAAAAAAAAACAUCGAAACAGACGAGGAGCAGCUCAAAAAACCCAGAAGAUCACGAGGCGUUUAGGGGCGUCUAGUCAUUUUUAACGUCUAAAAAUUCGCGGCGAUGAUUACUGAACGAAAACGCCGUUCGUACUUAAACCCAAACUUUUACGUAAAUGUUAAAACGUUUUAUUUUCAGCUGCGUUACUCUGGUAGUUUUUCGCUUUUAACGUAACGGACCAAAAAAAAUGGAGAGAUUGUAGUUUGUAAACGAGCGCGCAAACGUCCGAACGCGUGUCUAGUUUUUUUCCUCGUCGUUUCUUACCUCGUGCAGUUGGACGCCUCUCCUCGUCCGAGUAAAUGGAAACGGGACGUCGGAGCGCGUACGAGCUUCUCCGGACGUUAUUCGGAGCUUUGAGAUUCGAUUCGAGACUCCUCAAUCGUCAUUCCCGUGUUUACGCUUUCCGGAAAAUCGGUUUAAUUUGGACGAGACCAGUUCUUUGGUUUUCUAGGUGUGCGUAAAUGUAGUGAAAACUUGGCCACUCCCACUCAGACAAAUUCUGCGUUCGUUUAUCCGUCCGUCUCCUAAUCGAAUCUCGGAUGUGACGCAGUUUUAUUACGGUUCGUGUGUCCGAUUUGGAGAAAAACGCGGACGCUAAACCGGAAAACUGUUGUUGUUUUCGCGUCAACCGAGCACCAGGAGCAACAAAAUAAGUCUGUUCUUCAACUGCAAAACCUCGAGGAAGAUUCAGAAAGUAUAAUUCAGUUUAUUAGUGAAGUUAAAGUGUUGGUGUCGCUUCGUAGUCGAUCGUUUUGUCACGAAAUGGGCUAAAAUCGUGGGCGACACCGACGACCAAACCGACACUCAGUGAAACAAAAACAGUAAGUCUUGAGUAUCCAAACCUUUUUAGUCCGACGAUCUACUUUUACAAAACGAAAACGCGAAAGAGAACUUGUAGUUUUAGCGGUAAAUAAAGAGGCACGAAGAGUCUUGGAUGACGUACAGACAACGACUAUUAAACAUAAACCAAUAUCUGUUUAUUAGUGGACGAAGUUCGGAAUUAGAAUGACACACGUACAAUGGAAAGAGGCUUUUAAUGAAUCAAAUUUUACUUAUUGAGCUCAAUACGUAUGAUUGAGAAAUAGUUUGGAGAGCUGCUUGGAAGUGGGAGACUGAAAUGAUCCUUUAAACCAAACCAAAAGCUCCAAACAUAAAGUUGAGUUUGUACGUAAAAGUGACUCUGGGCGCCGCGUCUUGGUUGGAUUCUGUCUCAGAAUCUUUGCCUCGGAGUUUUUCCGAGUUUCGCCGUCCGAGGGAAAGGGGCGUGUCCGUGUGUUUCGCCGGGCAACGUCCUCGGAGCUCAGAGUCUGAUGGAUAAACGAACGCGCCAAGAAGCUCCUCCCCCUCAUACAGAAGCUCCUCCCCCUCAUACAGAAGCUCCUCCCCCUCAUACAGAAGCUCCUCCCCC